This is a messenger RNA of Microsporum canis CBS 113480, 1938 nucleotides long. Its product is annotated as vacuolar protein sorting-associated protein 27. The coding region runs from base 1 to 1938 and encodes 645 amino acids. Gene Ontology annotation, molecular function: phosphatidylinositol-3-phosphate binding; ubiquitin binding; metal ion binding. The transcript has 5 exons. Lineage: Eukaryota; Fungi; Ascomycota; Eurotiomycetes; Onygenales; Arthrodermataceae. The record is from RefSeq and is a predicted model, not a curated record. Gene Ontology annotation, cellular component: ESCRT-0 complex. Gene Ontology annotation, biological process: protein targeting to vacuole; protein transport to vacuole involved in ubiquitin-dependent protein catabolic process via the multivesicular body sorting pathway.
AUGGCGAGUUGGUUUACAUCGUCGUCGCCGUUGGACGACCAGGUCGAGAAAGCUACGUCGUCUAGUUUAGAGGACAUCGCUUUGAACCUGGAGAUAUCAGACCUGAUUCGGUCAAAGACGGUGCAGCCCAAGGAAGCCAUGAAGGUCCUGAAGCGGAGAUUGGAAACGAAGAACCCCAACGUUCAGCUGGCAACACUCAAGUUGACCGACACCUGCGUGAAGAAUGGCGGGCGGCAUUUUCUUGUUGAGAUCGCAUCGCGAGAAUUCAUGGAUAACCUCGUAUCCUUACUUAAAACUGAAGGCCCUAAUGCUCUUAACCACGAUGUGAAGACCAAAAUGCUAGAACUUAUACAGAACUGGGCAAUGGCCGCUCAGCCUAGGAAUGAUCUCUCCUACAUCGCGGAGACCUAUCGAAAGCUACAAAACGAUGGAUAUAACUUCCCGCCAAAGACCGAAAUAGCAAGCACAAUGCUCGAUAGUGACGCUCCUCCUGAGUGGAUUGACUCUGACGUAUGCAUGCGAUGUCGCACCGCGUUCACAUUUACCAACCGCAAGCACCACUGCCGCAACUGCGGGAACGUUUUCGACGCUCAGUGUUCAAGCAAGUCAUUACCCCUGCCGCAUCUCGGGAUAAUUCAGCCUGUUCGAGUGGACGACGGUUGCUAUGCCAAACUUACCUCUAAAUCUACGAAUACAGCCUCGCGGUUGCUCAGCUACUCAGCAAACUCACCUGCUGUCCCUGCAAAUAAGCCUCGCAUGGAACCCCGGAGUGCGUAUGCAGAUAAUGACUUUGAUGAAGAUUUAAAACGAGCAUUACAAAUGAGCCUGGAAGAUUCAAAGGGGCGAAAUUCAUCGGGUUAUGUUCCCCAAACUAAAUCAUCCUACGCUGCCCCUAAAGUACAAGUCAGUGCCGUGAAAAAUGAUGAAGAUGAGGAUCCGGAUCUUAAGGCAGCUAUUGAAGCAUCAUUAAAAGACGUGGAGGAACAGAAACGGAAACAUACCGCCGCCUUGAAGAACUCAACUUCAAGCGAUAGAGCUGCAACCAUUAAGCCUUCUGCAAUAUUGCCGAAAAAGGAUUAUGAAUUGACUCCCGUAGAAGCCGAGAAUAUAAACUUGUUGGCUACGCUGGUCGAUCGGCUCCAACAUCAACCACCAGGGACCAUCCUUCGAGAACCACAGAUUCAAGAAUUAUAUGAAAGCAUUGGUGCUCUAAGGCCAAAACUUGCCAGGACAUAUGGUGAAACCGUGAGUAAAUAUGAUACUUUGCUUGACCUGCAUGCGAAGUUAUCAACAGUCGUACGAUAUUAUGACAGAAUGUUGGAAGAACGGCUAUCCAAUACAUAUUCACGCCAAACUUUAAAUGCUUAUGACAGUGUUCGACCUCAAUCGAACGCAAACAUCUACCCUCCAAUAGGCCAGCAAAACACUGGCGGCCACGAGGGUGCCGAAAACUUCUACCUUAGAACUGGCGCAUCCGAUCCGCAUCCGUCAGCAUACCCUCAGUACUCAGCCAACCAAUCACAACCACCGACAGGACAAGUACACGAUUACCAAGGAGCAGGGCCAUCAAGUGCGCCUUCUUUUGACCGCAGAGCCUCCACCCACGGUAGCAUGCACUCACAAACUAGACAACCCGAAACAUUCUCCCGACAACCGCCCCAGCCCGCCUUUUCUUAUACUCCUCAAGACCUCUCACACCAUUCCCCACAGGGAGCAGAAUCAGUCUCCCCACCACAUCCCACAGUGCAGCCAUACCCGCCGAGCCAGUUUCCACCACCAUCUACGGCUACACCUCAAAAUAUGUAUCCCUCUCCUGUCCCGGCAAACGGACAGUAUCCCAACUACAACACCAUGUCCCCCGCCCUACAACCGGCUCCUCAACAUCAGCAACAGUCACCUCCAAAGCCGGCUGUUGAAGAAAGCCUGAUCGAACUUUGA